Molecule: messenger RNA, 1884 nt
Organism: Thalassophryne amazonica
Lineage: Eukaryota; Metazoa; Chordata; Actinopteri; Batrachoidiformes; Batrachoididae
Gene: gdpd3a
Product: glycerophosphodiester phosphodiesterase domain containing 3a
Exons: 11
Coding region: 391-1344 (317 amino acids)
Biological process (GO): glycerophospholipid catabolic process
Cellular component (GO): endoplasmic reticulum membrane
Molecular function (GO): phosphatidylcholine lysophospholipase A1 activity; phosphoric diester hydrolase activity
Source: RefSeq, a predicted model, not a curated record
UGUGUGGAUUUCUGAACCCUGUGUUUAUCACUAGGUUGUGAGAAGAUAGAACACACCAUGGAGGCUUUCACAAAGUGAGUACCAAACUAAAGCUCCCUGCGUGUCAUGCUGGGUCGCUUGGAACUUAUGUCAGAUAUUUAUGUAUUUUACAUUUAUCUGCAGUGCCAUAGAGCAAGGCACACAUAUGCUGGAGCUGGACUGUCUCCUGACACACGAUGGCCAUGUUGUGGUGUCUCAUGAUGAGAAUCUGCUGAGGGAGACGGGCCACAAUGUCACUAUGUCGUCAGUUGAUCUACACGUAGGAGUGCAAGUCCUAUGACCCAGUGAGGUCAUGUGGACAUGAGAUCUCACGAGGACUAAAGUUCUUACCAGAUCUGUUUGUAGGAAAAGAUGAUCAGCCUUCUUUACUUGAUCCUGAUCCUUCCCAUCCUGGGCGGAUACACCCUCAUCUCCGAAUACCUGCUGAAAAACCCCCACAUUCUCCACAGGAGGAAACGCAUGGCUUUCUGCUGCAUGCACAUCUCCCACAGAGGAGGUUGUGGUGAGAAGAUAGAACACACCAUGGAGGCUUUCACAAAUGCUGUAGAGCAAGGCACACAUAUGCUGGAGCUGGACUGUCACCUGACACACGAUGGCCAUGUUGUGGUGUCUCAUGAUGAGAAUCUGCUGAGGGAGACGGGCCACAAUGUCACUAUCUCGUCAGUUGAUCUACAGGAUUUGCCUUUGUAUAAGGAGAGUCUCGAGGUGACAUUUUACGCAGGUCACUACAGCAGCGGUGCAGACAGAUCCAUUGCCCUGCUGGAAGAUGUGUUCAUAAAGUUCCCAGAGAUGCCCAUCAGCAUUGAGAUCAAAGAGAACAACACACAGCUGAUCCAAAAGGUGUCGGACUUGAUAAAACAUUACAACCGGGAACACAUCACUCUCUGGGCAUCAGUAAAAUCCAAAGUUAUGAAGACAUGUCGCAAAACGAACAGCUCCAUGCCGUACAGCUUCACUUUGAUCCGAGGUGUGCUGGUCCUGCUCCUGUACUACAUUGGCCUGCUUCCCUUUGUGCCACUGGGAGAAAGCGUACUCCAGUUCUACCUGCCACGGAUCUUCAACAGGACGUACAUACCUGAAGAAAGCAUUCUGAGGAACAGGCUGGUCGUCAUGCUGUUGGAAAAAAUAACAAUGAGGAAGAGUCUUUUUAAACACCUCGCAGCUCGUGGAAUUCAGGUGCAUUUGUUUGUGUGCAAUGAAGAGGAGGACAUAAAGGCUGCAUUUGACAUCGGGGCUACAGGGGUGAUGACUGACUAUCCAUCUGUUCUAUCCACCUACCUUUCCAGACAUAAACUUCAGAUUUGACCUGUCACAUCCAAGCAGAAACUGCAACUUAUAUAUUUUCUUCCUGACUGAAAGAGAAAAAUCCUGGGAAAGUAACAGCAAUCGAAUGCAGCAUGUCACCAGGAGGAGCAAGGAGUCCUACAAAUCCACUGUGUCUUUAGUCGACCAUGAUGAAAUCGGACAGAGGUGUUGGUCUCAAGCCCGGUACAGCAUCACUUGGAAACCAAAUGUCUUUUUUACACCUGACCUCCAGUAGCAUAAGAGGCCACAUGAUUCAAUAACUUAAAAAGCACAGUGACAUUCAGUGACAUUUUUUUAUGGGGGGGACCUCAUUACCUUUUGAGACAAAUCAGAUUCAAAAUAAUUACUGGUCUCUUUUUUCCUCUCUGUUCUGGCACUGCAAGAACCAGCCUUAUAACAUGAUAAAUUUCAGUGUUUCCACUAGGAUUUUUAUGAGCAGCUGAUUUUUAUUAAUAAUAUUUAUUAUUCCAAUGGCUGUACCUCGUAUAUGAAGAAAUUAAAUGUGGUAUACCAGAUGAAACAUGGAAUACGUAUGAUACU